AAAGGGCCAUCGUGAUCCUGUGUGUGCGUUGUUGGGUUUGGGCGCUGCGGUUGAACUCUUCUCCUCCGAAACUGAACCGAAAACUGCUUUAAAAUCAGCGUUAAACCUCCGGCGGACUCGGCACCGUCUGUUCAUCUCCUCUCCCCCCGAAGAGCGUUAUGGCGACCGGCUCGGCGGGACCUCAGAGCGUCGGAGAUGUGGAGGAGGACGCGUCCCAGCUGCUCUUCCCCAAAGAAUUUGAAAAUGCAGAGACGCUCCUGAACUCGGAGGUGCACAUGCUGCUGGAGCACCGCAAGCAGCAGAACGAGAGUGCGGAGGACGAGCAGGAGCUCUCAGAGGUCUUCAUGAAAACGCUGAACUACACGGCACGCUUCAGCCGCUUCAAGAACCGUGAGACCAUCGCCAGUGUGCGCAGCUUACUCUUGCAAAAGAAACUACAUAAAUUUGAAUUGGCAAGUUUAGCCAAUCUGUGUCCAGAGGCUGCAGAAGAAGCAAAAGCACUCAUUCCAAGCUUGGAAGGCCGAUUUGAGGACGAGGAGUUGCAGCAGAUUCUGGAUGAUAUUCAGACGAAACGGAGCUUUCAGUACUGAGUCAUUCCUGUUUUUUGUUGUGCAGUCAAGGCCAUAACCCACAAAGUGCGUCAAGCCAUUAUUUUGUAUUGUUUCAUUAGAGACUGAGUGUUCUCCCUGAUCUCCAUUCAGAGGUCAUUUCUUUCCUAGUACUGGAUUCUACAUUCUUUGUUGCAGCAGUGUUGCAUAGCUAACAAAAUAAAUAUGUUUUCAUAGA
Molecule: messenger RNA, 786 nt
Organism: Colossoma macropomum (tambaqui)
Lineage: Eukaryota; Metazoa; Chordata; Actinopteri; Characiformes; Serrasalmidae
Gene: polr2d
Product: RNA polymerase II subunit D
Exons: 4
Coding region: 159-590 (143 amino acids)
Biological process (GO): mRNA export from nucleus in response to heat stress; positive regulation of translational initiation; transcription initiation at RNA polymerase II promoter
Cellular component (GO): P-body; RNA polymerase II, core complex
Molecular function (GO): nucleotide binding; translation initiation factor binding
Source: RefSeq, a predicted model, not a curated record